AUGUUCGCGGCCAAGGGCGAGGGAUUGCCGCCACCUUAUGAGGUCGAGGCAUAUGCAUAUCGCCGACCACUGUUCCACGGACCUUUCCGUCGCGUGUCCUUGAAAAAGACGCUGUCCACUUUGUGCAUCCUGUCCUUGGUCUCGUGUGUCUGUUUCAUGGCUGGAAGAGCAAGUCGAUCCACAGUUGCCACAUCUGAUGCUUAUGCCGCGAGCGCGAUUAGAGAAUUCGAGGCGUCUCUCGGCCGGUGCGCAACGCGCAACCAUGUCCCGCCCGUGGAGUCGCCCGACUCGCGAACUCGCAAUCCGAGAUGGAAUCAGGCGCGCGGCCAGAAGGAGACGAUCGCGCUGCGUAAUGUGUCCUUGUUCGAUGGGGAAACAUAUUCACCAACGCCAGUGGAUAUAGUCUUCUCAGAGGGUCUGGUGCUGUCCGUGUCCGUAGCCUCGGCAGCCCAAUCGAUACUCAAAAGUGGCGUCGAGUAUAAUCUCAACGGACGUUUUGUGACGCCUGGGUUGGUGGACAUGCAUUCGCAUCACUUGGCCAUGGCUUGGCCAGGCUCAGAAGCUUUAAAUGACGUGAACGAGAUGAAUCCUCUCUAUGGGCCUCUGACUCCAUUCCUCCGAGUGAUUGAGUCACUAAAAGCAUAUGAUCCAGCCACCAGAGUGAUUGCUUCUGGUGGAAUCACAUCUAGUCUCAUCAUUCCGGGGUCCGCAAACAUCAUUGGUGGAGAGGGAACUGUCGUGAAAAACAUUGUCAGGUCUGGAGAGACCGGCGAAUACGUAGUGGAAGAAAUGCUACUCGAGCACGGCAUUCCCAGCCAGGACCGUCACCGCUACAUGAAGUUCGCAUGCGGAGAGAACCCCAAGCGAGUCUACGGCCAUACACGAAUGGGCAACGCCUAUGUGCUCCGGCAUCAUCUGACGCGGGCGAAAGAGCUGAUGGACAAGCAGGAUUCAUGGUGCAAUAUUGCUGCGCAACUUCAGACCAAUGCAGCACGAGGCCAAUUUGUUGAGCAAAAGGGCGGGUAUCCCGAGCAGCUCGAACUAGAGUCAACAAUUGCUCUGAUCCGUGGACAGGUGGCCAUGAACAACCAUUGCUACGAGCCAGAGGAUCUCGAGACCAUGCUCGGUGUGAUGAGAGAAUUUGGUAUCCGGGUCAGGGCAUUCCAUCAUGCCAUCGAGGCAUGGCAAGUCCCGGAAAUGAUCAAAGCAUACGGCGGGAACAUUACGAUUGCCACCUUUGCCGAGGCCUCCCUCUACAAAUACGAGGCAUACCACCCGAGUCUGUAUGCCGGGGCCAUCUUGGACGCUCAUGGUUUGCCCGUUGCGUACAAAUCCGACCAUGCUGAGGAGUCAACCAAUGCUAAAUAUGUCAUGUCACAAGCCGCCGCAGGACACGCAUUCCACCUCCCGGCCGAGAAGGCUUUACAGGCCGUGACUUCGAUUCCAGCGGCAGCUCUGGAUUUGUCCCACCGCAUCGGCUAUGUUCGUGCAGGUUACGAUGCGGAUAUCGUCGUUUGGGACGCUCACCCUCUCUCAAUCGGUGCCACGCCCCAGCAAGUCUUCAUUGACGGUGUGGCAACUCUGGACUCGAAGAUGGUGCAGUCGUCCACGGGGUCAUCAAUGGAGACGGCGACUACCCCCGAUACGACCUUGGAUGCGCCCGUGAUGCGUGUGAGGCAGGCAAUAACGACUGCAAACGACUUCUGCGCCCUAGCGAAGCGACACGGCCAAAGUUUUAUCGUGCAUGGAAUCCGAAAGUCAUUUCUGGACAAUCACCCGCACCAUGUCGGCUCCAUCUCCACGGCUGGUACCGAGAAUAUGACUCUCGUUAUCGACAAUGGGCAAGUAGCAUGUCUAGACAGUCGAGAGGCUUGUCACGACGUAAUCAUGGCCGCUGGAAAUGAGAAUGCCACCCAACUGACGCUACAGAACGGCCAUUUAUUGCCUGGCCUCACUGCAGUAACGGACAGCCUUGGUAUCAAGGAGAUAUUCAUGGCUGAAGAGACGGGCAACGGCGUUUCCGAAACAGAAAAUGUAAAAGACCCCACAUCUAUUGACUACGCCAAGUAUGGUUUGUAUCUGGACGGCAAGGCAUUUUCUCGGGCACGUCUAGGCGGUGUCACGAGAGCUAUCACGCCGCCCGAAGCACCAGCCGGGCUGGUUCAGGGUGUCUCGGCUGCUAUUCGAACCUCGGGAACCAAAAGCAUUCUAGACGGUGGAGUCAUCAUGGACGAGGUCGGCCUUCACGUACGCCUUGACCAGAGCAGCAGAGAUGUGGGCAGCAUCAGCAUGGCGAUCAAGACGCUCCGGGCUAUACUGAGCGACAACCACGGCAAAGGGAACGAGAGUGCAUUCGGCCUGGUGGCGGAUGGACACCUCCCCUUGAUCAUAAGUGUGGAGAGCUCAGCACACACUCAACAGAUUAUAUCACUCAAGAAGGACUAUCAAGAUGUCUACAUUGUCAUCAACGAUGGCCACGGGGCGCCAAUUGUGGCCGAAGAACUCGCUGCUGCGGGCAUUCCCGUGAUUCUCAGUGCUACACGCCCCGGCCCGACAAGCUGGGACAGGAGAGACGUCUUCGUCGGACCUCCGCUCACCCGAAGCCCUGCCAGCGUUCUUAGCGAGGCUGGCGUAGAAUUUGCCAUAUCUGUUGCAGCCGAGAUACCGGUGGGAGACUCACGUAUCCACGACCUAGCUUUGGAAGCCUCCUGGGCAGCCAAGUAUGCCGGACUCAACGAGCGUGAGGCUAUUCAACUCGUUUCGAAGAAAGUCGAGGACAUCCUCAGGCUAAAGCCCAGCAAGGACGUGGUCUUGUGGGAGAAUAAUCCCCUGCAAUGGGGCGCAUCCGUAGUUCUCUCUUUUGAAGAGACCGAGGGGGGGGAAUUGGAGGUGGGCGCUUGUUGGCCUGAUGAAAAUGUGGAAUAG
Pestalotiopsis fici W106-1 is the source of this 2925-nucleotide messenger RNA. RefSeq lists its product as uncharacterized. The record is from RefSeq and is a predicted model, not a curated record. Gene Ontology annotation, molecular function: allantoinase activity. Lineage: Eukaryota; Fungi; Ascomycota; Sordariomycetes; Amphisphaeriales; Sporocadaceae. Gene Ontology annotation, biological process: purine nucleobase catabolic process. The coding region runs from base 1 to 2925 and encodes 974 amino acids. Gene Ontology annotation, cellular component: cytoplasm. The transcript has 9 exons.